GAUAAGAGCAGAGUUUGAUUUCAACAACCUUGGCUUGGCUUGGCACCAUCACACCACUCUAUUCUAUUCUUAUAAAUUCUUCUCAUUCCACUCAUUUCUUCCUUCAUAAUUACACCCAAACCCAAUCCUCUUCUUCUGCAAACUCAAUAUUCCUCUUCCCACAUUUCUCUCUUCCCCUCUUGCGCGAUUCGCAAAUUCCGUUUCCAAAUUUCAAACAGACAAGGCCUAAAGAUUUGAUCUUUGAAUCCACCAUGAGGCUCAACGGGGAAAUCUCAAGCGGAGAAGAAGAACCAGAAGACGAGAAACAAGCGGCAACCACCACCACCUCUUCGCCGCACAAAGUGGUCGUUGGCUACGCCUUAACGUCCAAGAAAAAAAAGAGCUUUAUGCAGCCAACUUUCACCGCCCUUGCACGGAACAAGGGAAUAUACUUUGUUGCUGUUGAUGUAAACAAGCCACUUCCAGAACAAGGUCCUUUUGAUAUCAUCUUGCAUAAGUUGUCAGGGGAGGAAUGGAGUGAAAUUAUUGAGGAUUAUAGGCAAAAACAUCCAGAGGUAACUGUCCUUGAUCCUCCCGAUGCAAUCCAACAUUUACACAAUCGCCAAUCCAUGCUGCAAGAUGUGGCGGAUCUGAACUUAUCUGACUGUCAUGGCAAGGUUGGCAUUCCACGUCAGCUAGUUAUCACAAAAGAUAAAGACCCCUCUACUAUCCCUUAUGAAGUCACUAAAGCAGGGAUGAAGUUGCCAUUAGUUGCAAAACCACUAGUUGUGGAUGGCAGUGCCAAGUCACACGAACUAUUUCUUGCUUACGACGAGUUCUCUCUCUCAGAGCUUGAACCUCCACUGGUUCUACAAGAGUUUGUCAAUCAUGGUGGUCUUCUCUUUAAGAUUUAUAUUGUCGGGGAAGCCAUAAAGGUUGUGAGGCGUUUUUCUCUUCCUAAUAUCAGUAAGCGUGAGCUAUCAAAAGUUGCUGGUGUAUUCCGUUUCCCAAGAGUUUCAUGUGCAGCAGCUUCUGCGGAUGAUGCUGAUCUAGAUCCUAAUAUUGCUGAACAUCCACCAUGGCCAUUGUUGGAGAGGCUUGCAAGGGAGCUCCGUCAUAGAUUGGGACUCCGCUUGUUCAACAUAGAUAUGAUUCGGGAAUAUGGAACAAAGGAUGUGUUUUAUGUCAUCGACAUCAACUACUUUCCUGGCAAGGUAUGGGAAAAUGCCAGAAUAUGAGCACGUAUUUACAGAUUUUCUACUUAGCCUAGUGCAGAGCAAGUGUAAGAAGAAACAUACUACCUAAAUUAGACCAAGUUAGUAGACCCAUUGAGCAGGGUAUUUUAGCUGGUUGGCUUUCUAAAAAAUUUAUGCAAACUGCUAUGGAAUGCAAUGAAGCCACCAAAUGUUGGAAAAGGUUGAAAAUAUGGCUGUGUCUUGAUCUCUCUUAAUAAUGAGCGAAAAUGUCUUUAUUUAAGUUUUGUAUGUUUAUCCAAAUUAAUGCAUUUUUUUGCUGAUUCUAAAUAA
This is a messenger RNA of Cajanus cajan (pigeon pea), 1505 nucleotides long. RefSeq names its product inositol-tetrakisphosphate 1-kinase 4. Gene Ontology annotation, molecular function: inositol-1,3,4-trisphosphate 6-kinase activity; inositol-3,4,5,6-tetrakisphosphate 1-kinase activity; inositol-1,3,4-trisphosphate 5-kinase activity. Gene Ontology annotation, biological process: inositol trisphosphate metabolic process. The record is from RefSeq and is a predicted model, not a curated record. Gene Ontology annotation, cellular component: cytoplasm. NCBI's taxonomy places the organism in Eukaryota, Viridiplantae, Streptophyta, Magnoliopsida, Fabales, Fabaceae.